Molecule: messenger RNA, 1226 nt
Organism: Xyrauchen texanus (razorback sucker)
Lineage: Eukaryota; Metazoa; Chordata; Actinopteri; Cypriniformes; Catostomidae
Product: serine/threonine-protein kinase 32C
Exons: 9
Coding region: 178-1179 (333 amino acids)
Biological process (GO): protein phosphorylation; regulation of signal transduction; G protein-coupled receptor signaling pathway
Molecular function (GO): ATP binding; G protein-coupled receptor binding; G protein-coupled receptor kinase activity
Source: RefSeq, a predicted model, not a curated record
ACUGUGCAAAAGAUGUGCAGCAAUAAGAAUAGCCAAUUAAACAUCACAGAAUUCUCCAUAAAAAUACAUUUUAAAAACAGCAGCGGCCCCACUGUUAUUCUGGAUAUUCCCAAAGGUGAGACUGACCUCUGACCUCUGACCCGGUGUCUCAGGUACUCGUUCCAGGAUGAAGAGGACAUGUUCAUGGUGGUCGACCUGUUGUUAGGAGGAGAUCUGCGGUAUCACCUGCAGCAGAGUGUUCAGUUCACGGAGGACGCGGUGAAACUCUACCUGUGUGAGAUGACGCUGGCGCUCGACUACCUGCAGAGUCAACACAUCAUACACAGGGACAUUAAACCUGACAACAUCCUGCUGGAUGAACAAGGUCACGCACAUUUAACAGACUUCAACAUUGCUACAAUAAUCAAGGAAGGCGAGCGAGCCACAGCCUUAGCGGGAACCAAACCUUACAUGGCUCCAGAGAUCUUCCAGUCGUUCGUGAGUGGAGGAACAGGUUAUGCGUUUGAGGUGGACUGGUGGUCGUUGGGUGUGACAAUUUUCGAAGUGCUGCGAGGUUGGAGGCCGUACGAUAUUCACGCCAGUAACUCCGUCGAGUCUCUUCUGCAGUUGUUCAGUACAGUCAGUGUUCAGUACAGCUCAACAUGGCACAAAGAUCUCAUCGCUCUGCUGAGAAAGUUAUUAACUGUAAAACCAGAGCAUCGCUUCAGUAGUCUGGCUCAAAUGCAGACAGCUCUGUACCUCUCUGAUGUCAACUGGGACGAUGUGUAUGAGAAGAAGAUGGAGCCCAGCUUUGUUCCCAAUAAAGGUCGUCUGCAUUGCGACCCGACCUUUGAACUAGAAGAGAUGAUUCUGGAGUCUCGUCCGCUUCACAAAAAGAAGAAACGACUCGCCAAAAACAGAUCGAGAGACAACAGCAAAGAUUCACAGUCUGAGAACGAGUAUCUUCAGGAGUGCCUUGAAGUCGUCCAGCAGGAGUUCAUGAUCUUCAACCGUGAAAAGUUAAACCGCCGUCAGGAGGAGGGCGGGAUGGGAGCAGACGGAGAGGGAGCUGAAGGAGAUCCAGAUGGGGAGGGUGAAGAGGCUGAGGGAGGAACAGAAGAUGAAGAGCCUGAGAUCGAACCCGAGACCUCCAAAUUGAGCAUGUGCGGUUCAGUGUGCUCGUCUCCUGGAAGCUGCUAGCACCCCUUGUUGACCUCAGCGGUGACGGCGUGCUCACUAUGCCUUUA